This is a messenger RNA of Rangifer tarandus platyrhynchus (Svalbard reindeer), 1419 nucleotides long. The record is from the annotation of a GenBank genome assembly. NCBI's taxonomy places the organism in Eukaryota, Metazoa, Chordata, Mammalia, Artiodactyla, Cervidae.
AUGGCGAGUGCUGUGCUGCCGAGCGGACCCCAGUGUGCGGCGGCGGCGGCGGCGGCGGCGGCGGCGGCGCCUCCCGGGCUCCGGCUUCGGCUUCUGCUGUUGGUCCUCUCUGCCGCGGCACUGAUCCCCACAGGCGAUGGACAGAAUUUGUUUACGAAAGACGUGACAGUGAUUGAAGGAGAAGUUGCAACCAUCAGCUGCCAAGUCAAUAAGAGUGACGACUCUGUUAUUCAACUACUGAAUCCCAACAGACAGACCAUUUAUUUCAGGGACUUCAGGCCUCUGAAGGACAGCAGGUUCCAGCUGCUGAAUUUUUCCAGCAGUGAACUGAAAGUGUCGCUGACAAAUGUCUCCAUUUCUGAUGAAGGAAGAUACUUCUGCCAGCUCUACACUGACCCCCCGCAGGAAAGUUACACCACAAUCACAGUCCUGGUCCCACCACGUAAUCUGAUGAUCGAUAUCCAGAAAGACACUGCGGUGGAAGGCGAGGAGAUUGAAGUCAACUGCACCGCCAUGGCCAGCAAGCCAGCCACGACCAUCCGGUGGUUCAAAGGGAACAAGGAGCUCAAAGGCAAAUCAGAGGUGGAGGAGUGGUCAGACAUGUACACUGUGACAAGUCAACUGAUGCUGAAGGUGCACAAGGAGGAUGACGGGGUUCCAGUGAUUUGUCAGGUGGAGCACCCUGCUGUCACCGGAAACUUGCAGACCCAGCGGUACCUGGAAGUACAGUAUAAGCCUCAAGUGCAUAUUCAGAUGACUUACCCUCUACAAGGCCUAACCCGGGAAGGGGACGCGCUUGAGUUAACAUGUGAAGCCAUCGGGAAGCCCCAGCCUGUGAUGGUGACUUGGGUGAGAGUCGAUGAUGAAAUGCCUCAACAUGCCGUGCUCUCGGGGCCCAACCUGUUCAUCAAUAACCUGAACAAAACAGAUAACGGGACCUACCGCUGUGAGGCUUCCAACAUAGUGGGGAAAGCUCAUUCGGAUUAUAUGCUGUAUGUAUACGAUCCCCCCACAACUAUCCCUCCUCCCACAACAACCUCCACCACCACCACCACCACCACCAUCCUCACCAUCAUCACAGACACCACGGCGACGACAGAACCAGCAGUUCACGGCCUUACUCAGUUGCCCAAUUCCGCAGAAGAACUGGACAGUGAGGACCUCUCAGAUUCUCGAGCAGGUGAAGAAGGCGCGAUCAGGGCGGUGGACCACGCCGUGAUUGGCGGCGUCGUGGCCGUGGUGGUGUUUGCCAUGCUGUGUUUGCUCAUCAUUCUGGGGCGCUAUUUUGCCAGACAUAAAGGUACAUACUUCACUCAUGAAGCCAAAGGAGCCGAUGACGCAGCAGACGCAGACACAGCUAUAAUCAAUGCAGAAGGAGGACAGAACAACUCUGAAGAAAAGAAAGAGUACUUCAUCUAG